UAUAUGUAGAUGUCUAUAAUGUUGCAGCUUAAUACAUUGUCUAAUCGGGUCUCAAGCUGUAGUGUGCUCUGAGAUCCACCAAGUGGUAGUGUGGGACUGUUUACAAAACGCUCACUGUUCAAAAUUACAAACGUUUAACUGCAGAUUCGAAUAAGUGAGGGCGAGUCCCUUCUCUCUGUCUUACUCUAUUAUUUUUAUUAAUAUUAUUUAGAAGACACUUUUAGCUACGGUGGCGCGCACUUUUGACAAGUGGUUUACAGUGAGAUAAUGUUUUUAGAGGCAGCGAUUUGCUAUUUUAACAAUAAAUGUAGCUCACGUACGUUUUGUUUUUAUUUAAAUUGUUAGUUCGGGGAGAACAGUAGAUCAAAGAUGGACUCCAGUUAAAUAAGCAGGUAUUUGCACAUUUAAUUAAUGUUUUUAAAAUACAAUGAGAUCUUUUUCUGUUUAAAUCUAAAAAUACGGUUCACCACAUUGCUCUAAGAAUCGGCAUUCUCAAAACAAAGUAGAAAGACAGAAAGAAAGAAAGAAAGAAAUCAUUACUAAAUACACGGACUGCAAGUUGUGCAGAUCAUAUAGGGGCUAUAGUCUUUCGGUGGUUAAAAGAAAACCGGCUAAUAUGUUUAUUGUUGGAUUAUCCUACGUACAUUGAACUUUGUGAACAAAAAUGCUUAGGAGAGGAAGCGCGUCCGUCAGUCCCAGAGCGAUUGUUUUAUUUACUUCGGCACCUGCGCCUUGCUGUUUACGUUGGGUUUACAUUGUUCUGUUCAUUUUAAGGAUGUAAAGGCUUGUACAAGACUGUAGGAAAUAAUUAUAUAAUGCGCAGAUGUUAAAUAAUCAUAAAACCCGAGUACAAUAUACCAGUAGACAAACAGUUAAUGGACAAUUGACUUUAAAGUCGACAGGGGGUUCCCCGUUGUUCUGUAGCAUGACGUCAGGGGAUUUCCAAACUGGUGAAAUCUGCUGGGGGGCGGGGGCGGGGGGUCUAAGAUUUCAAAACGAAGACGCAGAUCAAUCUAGCGUUCACAUCGCGAUCCGCGGAAUGCAAGAAAGUUUAUUUAAAUGCCUUAUCGCCUUGAUACUAAAGAGUAAUAAGCUAUACAUGUGUCAGUGGAUCAGUUCGGAAAACCUAUGGAAAGCACAAGAGGCGGUUUUAGAGAGUCAUUAUUAUUUGGAUUGUUAAUGUCAGCAUUACAUAAUAACAUUUGGAACAAAUUCGUAUAAUUGAAAAAUCCAACUUCAGCGUCACUAUCAAUUUCGCAUUAUGAUUACAGCAAUUUAAGAAAGGUAAAAAGAAAAACAAAGUAACUUCACUGUCGAUUGCUCCGAAAAAAAAAAAAAUCGGUUUAUUAAUAAAGUACAUCAUACAGUAUACCAAAACUCAGAUGAGAAAUAUGAGCGGAGAAGACAGAGACCCGGGCACGCCCCACACUGAUGAUUCCAGCACCAGUGCAGCUGAUCACAGUGUAUCUCGACUGCCGGACCCUGAUGAAGAGCUAGAAUUAAUCAAUGAAUACAUCAGUGAAGAUAAAGGCUUGAGGCAGAUAUUGCCAGGCCCGCCGCCACCACCCUUUUCACUACUGGAGACGGUGACAACAUCCCAACUCAUACCCAGGAGCACCAAGGCUGUCGGCUCACCUCAACCACAGCCAAUCAGAAACACGAUCUUAUCACAUCACAGUAUUGGGCAAGUGGUAACAGGCGAGGCAGGGAUGAAGCAUCGGUCAGGGGCAAGCCAGCCCCCCCAGCUGGUGGCCCGGUGCACAGCACUGCGCAGUGGCAGUAGGAGGCUGUUCCAGCGUGAGGGGUCAGCACUGUCCUGUGGAGACACAGGCACUCGGGGGCUGGAGGAUUUCCUGAACCUGCCCAAGCUGCUGAUCACAGAGCAGCCCAAGCAGAGGGGGAUGCGCUUUCGCUACGAGUGCGAGGGUCGCUCUGCAGGCAGCAUCCUGGGGGAGUUGAGCAGCGAGCUGAACAAGACCCUGCCCAGCAUUGAGAUACAAGGCUGCAUUCAGCAGGUGAAGAAGGUAAAAGUGACCGUCUCUCUGGUCAGCAGAGAUAUUCCUUACAGACCUCACCCCCACAGCCUUGUGGGUAAAGACUGUGAGGACGGUAUUUGUGUGGUGAGCUUCAGCCCCAGGACCAACCGGAAGCACAGCUUCUCAAAUCUCGGGAUCCAGUGUGUGAGGCGGAGAGAAGUCAGGCCAGCACUUGAGAAGAGACGCAGCCAAGGCAUUGACCCGUUCAACACCGCCCAGUCGAGGAGCUUCGAUGAUGUGGAGAUGAAUGUGGUUCGGUUGUGCUUUCAGUGCGAGGUGCUGUUUGAUUCAGGGAAAAAAAACAAUUUGACCCCUGUGGUAUCUGAACCUGUAUUCGACAAAAAGGCCACAACAACAUCGGAGCUGAAGAUAAACCGUUUGAACACUUCCCGAGGGCCGUGCUCCGGGAAGACUGAGAUCUACCUGCUGUGUGACAAGGUGCAGAAAGAUGAUAUAGAGGUUAUUUUCAGUCUGGAGGGCUGGGAGGCAAAGGCAGAGUUUGCCCAGACUGAUGUCCACAGACAGAUCGCCAUCGUGUUCAAGGCCCCGCCCUUCAAUGAGCUCGACAUCACUGAGGAGGUGGAGGUCAACAUGCAGCUGCGGCGCAUUACUGACCAGAUGGAGAGUGAACCCGUCAAGUACACCUACCUCCCAGAAAACCAGGACCCAUAUGACGUAAACAGGAAGAGGAAAAUAGCACAGUCGAAGUUGAAGGUAGAAAUCGACGACACAGAACAAACCAGCCAUCUGCCAGGUAACUUCCCUGCCAGACAACCACCAAACCAUCUUCCCAAUACCACUUUUCUAGAAGAUGCAUUCUUCAAUGGUUUUCUUGAUGAGCCCACAUUGCAACUUGGGGACAACUUGACCCCGGAGUCAGACCUACCUAGUUUGACUGUCUUAGAAAAUCAUGAGAUGCAUGACUACAAUGAUAACCAACUGGGUGGUGAGAAUAAUAUGGGCUUAACCGCUACAAUGAACAUGUGCAUCCACGCCCUGGGAAAAACAAAUGACUUCUUCAGCCAACAGCUUGGGUACUUUGAUCCUUCCGUCCAGUCGCCACCCGUCAUGGACCAUCAGUUUCAAGCAUGUCCGAGCUUUAACCUCAGCAUGAAUGGUAACAGUGAGCUGGGCCUGGGGCAAGGCAGGUUUGCAGGGUUCCUGGAGCAAAAGCACAAACAAACCAGCCAUCUGCCAGGUAACUUCCCUGCCAGACAACCACCAAACCAUCUUCCCAAUACCACUUUUCUAGAAGAUGCAUUCUUCAGUGGUUUUCUUGAUGAGCCCACAUUGCAACCUGGGGACAACUUAACCCCAGAGUCAGACCUACCUAGUUGGACUUUCUUAGAAAAUUAUGAGGCAGGACUACAAUGAUAUCCAACUGGGUGGUGAGAAUAAUAUGGGCUUAACCGUUACAAUGAACAUGUGCAUCCACGCCCUGGGAAAAACAAAUGACUUCUUCAGCCAACAGCUUGGGUACUUUGAUCCUUCCGUCCAGUCGCCACCCGUCAUGGACCAUCAGUUUCAAGCAUGUCCGAACUUUAACCUCAGCAUGAAUGGUAACAGUGAGCUGGGCCUGGGGCAAGGCAGGUUUGCAGGGUUCCUGGAGCAAAAGCACACUACCACGGAUUCAGAUAAGACUGGGUAGCAUGUGUAGACCCAAGCAUGCUUGGUUACAAUUGCUUUUGUACAUAGUCACAACUGCAGUUCCAUUUGUGUGUGCAAUUAGAUGCACCUGUUGAACUGGACAUUGUUUUAGACCAUAUGAGCUUGGAGUGAGUGGAGAAUAUAAGGAAGUUUUGGGGGUUAUAUUUGAUUUGUUUUGUUACGUACCAUUAACGGACACUCCAGGGACAAUUCUAGCACCUCCUCUCCCUCAAGUCAUACAAUUUAAAACUGUUCAGCUAAUAAUCAUCUUUAGUUUUUUUAUUUAAAUUACUUUAAAUAGUUUUUAGACAUUUGUAAGAGCACUGUAGAUAUUUAAAUACCAUAAACAAAACUAUAUUUGUUUCUGUCACUUGUUCUUUCAUGCAUGUUCUUUCAAAACUGUGAGACCUCUAUAGUGAAUGUAGUUGUACGAUAGGUAGGACUUAAGGUAGUUGAUGUAAGCUACCACUAUAGGAGAAAUGUACUAUCUGUAAAACUCAAACACACUAUUUCAGCAUCUAAGCACCAGUCCUCACAAACUCAUGGACUUUUCGUUUGCAGCUAACGACCACAUUUCAAGUAAAGAAUGACUCAAAAUACUGAAAGCAUAAAACCAUAAAUAUACAAACAAUAGAUUUCUGUUUUGUUCUAAAUCCUUUUCUGGUAAUUCACCAACCACAAACCUAGUUUAUUAAGAAUAGCAAAACAAUAAAAAAAAGUUAGUUUUCUUGAAUAUGUAAA
Polyodon spathula (Mississippi paddlefish) is the source of this 4424-nucleotide messenger RNA. RefSeq names its product transcription factor RelB homolog. Gene Ontology annotation, cellular component: cytoplasm. The transcript has 13 exons. NCBI's taxonomy places the organism in Eukaryota, Metazoa, Chordata, Actinopteri, Acipenseriformes, Polyodontidae. Gene Ontology annotation, molecular function: RNA polymerase II cis-regulatory region sequence-specific DNA binding; DNA-binding transcription factor activity, RNA polymerase II-specific. The coding region runs from base 1383 to 3410 and encodes 675 amino acids. Gene Ontology annotation, biological process: response to cytokine; inflammatory response; non-canonical NF-kappaB signal transduction. The record is from RefSeq and is a predicted model, not a curated record.